CUUUAAUUUUUUUCAAUAAAUUUCUUAAUUAUGUGUUGUUCUAUUCAAAGAUACAAAUUUCAUCACGGAAUUAUAUAUAUUUUGUUGAAAUCUAAGAAUUUUGAGAAGUUUACUCGAUUAAAAUGUUUGUGUUAAUUUCAGACGAAGAAGGAAGAGAAAUCGGAGAAGGGUUUGGGUUUGGGUUUAGGGGAAAUGCCGAAGAUUGGAGAUUCCAAGAUUGUAUACAGUUGAAGAAGCUUCGAAUCUCUCAAUCGCUGCCUGUUCCUUCACGUUCUUCCAAGAUUUCUUCUCUAUUUGAAGAUCUCGCUAUAAAUCAUCUCCUAUUUGUUUCAAUUUUCGUCGAGACAUUUCUACUGGCUCUCGAAUGAAGUGCUGUUCUUCCUUUCGCUAUUUAUGGAUACUUCUAUUGAUACUGUUACGAUUUUGGAGCUAUCUUGGCGCGUCGAGGAAUUUUGAGAAUUCAGGAUUCUCUGGAUUGAGCCGGUAUGGGGGUUUGGAUGAUUCUGAAGCCGUAGCUCGAAUUGGCGGCAGAUCCCUCUUGUCCGUUCCAACGAAAGGUAGUACUGCUCUUAUAGCUGCUUUGGAUGGGGCAAUUCAUUUGGUGGACAGUAACUCUAUGAAGAUAAUUUGGUCCUUCAGUUCUGGACCGCCAAUCUAUUCGUCACAUCAAGCUCAUGUUCAUCAUGAGCAGAAUCAAGAAAAUGCUUCAGGUUUGAGCAGAUCCUUCUUUUUUUAUUGUGGGGAUGACUGGGAGCUCUACAUGCACACAGAGUAUGGUGAAACGAAACUACCAAAAACGAUUGAUGAGGUUGUUAGAAGUUCACCAUAUAUAUUUGAGGAUGGUACGGUGAUGACUGGUUCUACGAAAACCACAGUUUUUGAGGUUGAUCAUGUGACUGGAGAGCUUAUUCGUAGUCACAUACCUGAUCUAUUGUCAUCUGAACUAAGCAAUGAAGAUCUUGGUAGUUCUAAAGCGAAAAAUAAUCUAGACGAUAAGGAUUUGAUGCAACCUGGCGUGAUGAACCCCCCUGUUGAGCCACGAUUGUACAUCACAAGAACAGAUUAUUCUCUGAAAUCAUCCUUUUCGGGUUCUAAAGAAGUUUCCUGGAGUUUGAGUGUUGCUGAAAUCGGAGCUACCUUACUCUGUCCAGAGGUUGAGAAUCCAGUUGAGGGCAUUCCUUGGAAUCUUCAAAAUAAUAGUAGUUAUGAAGUUGAUUAUGCUGUGCCAUUGUCUUGCCAAUCAAAAGUACUUGUCUUUCGUGAACGCCAUGUUUUAUCAGGAAAGUUGGGGUAUAAAAGAUUAUCGAAGGCUCAUAAUGUUGAUAAUAUGUCUUUGGUGUCUGCUUCAGGUUCGAUCCUUCCUUCCCAGUUAAAGAUUGAUAAACAUUUAAACAGUCAUCCUGAAAGAUUGAUGCUUCCUGAGCCUGUAUCAAACAAUAUCUCUUCUUUGCCACCCAAUUCAAGUAGCGAAGCAGUAGUCCCAAUGCCUUUGAUGAAGGUUAAUGAAUCAAGUAUCUUCAAGGGGUUUAAUAAAAUGGAGACUCUUGCUGGACCUAUUGGAUUGCUUUUUGUAGUUUUAAUAACCAUGCUAGUGGGAUUGAUGAAGUAUGGCAGGACAUUGGCUGUAAAGGUAAAACAGCGUUUCUUCAAUGAGAAGUUGUCUAGUACUUAUAAUGCAAGAAUUAUCUCUUCGAAGAAAAACAAACCUCGAAAAUCAAAAAGAAGUGGAAAUUCUGAGAAAAUGGAUGCAUCUAUUUCAUCAGAAAUUGAAAAUUCGCUUAUGCAAAGUGAGAAUAACUGGUUUCAGGACAAUAAUCUUAUUGGUGGACGUCGGAUUGGUAAACUAAUUGUAACCAACAAAGAGAUAGCCAAGGGUAGUAAUGGCACCGUUAUUCUUGAGGGAAUCUAUGAAGGCCGAGUAGUUGCUGUGAAGCGCCUUGUCAAGGCUCACCAUGAUGUUGCCUCUAAGGAAGUUCAAAAUUUAAUGGCUUCUGAUUUUCACCAAAAUAUCGUUCGAUGGUAUGGCACGGAGAGUGAUCAAGAUUUUGUCUAUAUUUCAUUGGAACGGUGCACUUGCAGCCUCGAUGAUUUGAUUCAGAUUUGUUCUGAUCAGUCCUUGAACUCUAUGCUUGGCUUGGAUCAAGAUACUGUACCCAUGAUUGAUUCAGUCAAAGAGGUUAUACCAGAUUUGAAAUUGUGGAAAGAAAAUGGCCAUCCAUCUACAGUUGUUCUAAAACUCAUGAGGGAUAUGGUAGCUGGGCUUGUGCAUUUGCACGAGUUGGGGAUAAUUCAUCGGGACUUGAAGCCACAAAAUGUGUUGAUAAUUAAGAAAAAAUCUAUAUGUGCAAAGCUCUCUGAUAUGGGAAUCAGCAAGCAUCUUUCAGCUGAUAUGUCAUCCUUGGGACAUCGUGCCACUGGUUGUGGGAGUUCUGGUUGGCAAGCCCCCGAACAGCUUCUUCAGGGGCGACAAACCCGUGCAGUCGAUUUGUUUAGUUUAGGUUGUGUUCUCUUUUUCUGCAUCACAGGUGGUAGACAUCCAUUUGGUGAUCGUCUCGAGCGUGAUAUCAAUAUUGUGAAGAAUCAAAUGAAUUUGUUCUUGGUGGAAAGCAUCCCAGAAGCUCUAGAUCUUAUUUCUCAAUUGUUAAAUCCUAACCCUUGUUUGAGACCAAAAGCAUCAGAGGUGUUGCACCAUCCUUUUUUCUGGAGUUCGGAGAUGCGACUUUCUUUUCUUCAUGAUACUAGUGAUAGAAUAGAGUUGGAAGACAGAGAGACUAAUCUCAUGAAAGCAUUAGAGAAUACUGCCCAGUUAGCUAUAGGCACUAAAUGGGAUGAAAAGAUGGAACCAGCUUUCAUUGCUAACAUCGGUUGGUAUCGGCGUUACAAGUAUGAUAGCGUUCGAGACUUGCUGCGAGUUAUGCGCAAUAAACUGAAUCAUUAUAGAGAACUGCCGAAAGAAAUUCAGGAGCUCAUAGGAUCUGUUCCAGAGGGAUUCGAUGGUUACUUUGCUAGUAGGUUUCCAAGACUCUUGAUUGAAGUUUACAAAGUUAUAAGUCAAUACUGUAGGCAAGAAGAGUGCUUUCAGAAGUACUUUAAAAGCCCUGUAGACUAGAUUCUUAGAUAUGAAUGUCUUGAAAAAAAUGCUAAAAUUAUUAUGGUAGCAUGGUUAGAGUACUAAUAUACAUGUAUACAUUUGUAAAUAUUGCUGAAUAGAUCUGAAUUACUGUAAAGUGUUACAAUACAAAGAACAUUUUUGGCUCUUAAA
Molecule: messenger RNA, 3262 nt
Organism: Cucurbita moschata (crookneck pumpkin)
Lineage: Eukaryota; Viridiplantae; Streptophyta; Magnoliopsida; Cucurbitales; Cucurbitaceae
Product: serine/threonine-protein kinase/endoribonuclease IRE1a-like
Exons: 7
Coding region: 365-3109 (914 amino acids)
Biological process (GO): IRE1-mediated unfolded protein response; intrinsic apoptotic signaling pathway in response to endoplasmic reticulum stress; mRNA processing
Cellular component (GO): IRE1-TRAF2-ASK1 complex
Molecular function (GO): protein serine/threonine kinase activity; ATP binding; RNA endonuclease activity
Source: RefSeq, a predicted model, not a curated record